Molecule: messenger RNA, 2855 nt
Organism: Pimephales promelas (fathead minnow)
Lineage: Eukaryota; Metazoa; Chordata; Actinopteri; Cypriniformes; Leuciscidae
Product: E3 ubiquitin-protein ligase TRIM16
Molecular function (GO): zinc ion binding; protein binding
Source: RefSeq, a predicted model, not a curated record
AUGCCGUGGCAAUGAGAGGCACGGACCAGAGAUUCUCCUUGUUAUAAGUGUCUGAUGGGGUCUGUUAUAUUUUGAUACAGAAACUGAGAGAAGCCAAGAGUAAAUCACAUCACAACUUCAUCAUCGUGUGGGAUCUAUUUUAUUAAGAAGAAAACACAACACAGAUAGAAACUACACUUGGAGUGAGGAACCCGCUUUACAGAUUUGCAGACACAUGUUUUUCACACGUCACUCAAACACAGAACCAGCAAACAGGAAACUCUUCAGUUCAGAGAAACUGAAACUGAAGUGUAGUUGAGCUGUUGUGUGUUUGUGUCUCUGUAUUCAAGCAGUAAAAAUGACAGAAGCCAGAAUUUCUCAGGAUGAGUUCCAGUGUUUAGUGUGUCUGGAUCUCCUGAAGGAUCCAGUGACCACUUCCUGUGGACACAGUUUCUGUAAGAUCUGUAUUACAAGCUUCUGGGAUCAGAAUAAUCAUAUGAGAGUCUACAGCUGCCCUCAGUGCAGACAGACCUUCAGUCCAAGACCUGCUUUAGCUAAAAACAUCAUGCUGGCUAAAGUGGUGGAGAAACUGAAGAUGACUAAACCUCCUGAUGACUGUAAUGCUGGAGCUGGAGAUGUUCAGUGUGACGUCUGUGAUGGAAGAAAACGCAAAGCUGUCAACUCCUGUCUGGUGUGUCUGAACUCUUACUGUCAGAGUCACCUUGAACAACAUGAGAGUUUCUUUAAAAGAAAGAGACACAAUCUGACUGAAGCCACUGGACGACUGCAGGAGAUGAUCUGCCAAACACAUGAUAAACUCCUGGAGGUUUUCUGCCGCACUGAUCAGAAGUUUAUAUGUCUGCUGUGUAUGAUGGAUGAACAUAAAAACCAUGACACUGUAACAGCUGCAGCGCAGAGGACGGAGAAAGAGAAGCAGCUGAAGGAGACGCAGAGGUUGUUCCAGCAGAGGAUCCAGCAGAGAGAGAAAGAUCUUCAGCAGCUGAGAGAGGCUGUGGCGUCUCAUAAGCGCUCUGCACAGACAGCAGUGGAGGACAGCGAGAGGAUCUUCACUGAGCUCAUCCGCUCCAUUGAGAGAAGCCGCUCUGAGGCGACUAAGCUGAUCAGAGAUCAGGAAAAGACUGCAGUGAGUGGAGCUGAAGGACGACUGGAGCGACUGGAGCAGGAGAUCAAUGAUCUAAAGAGGAGAGAGGCUGAGCUGGAGCAGCUUUCACACACACAGGAUCACAUCCAGUUCCUGCAGAGUUUCCAGUCUCUCUCAGCUCCUCCUGAAUCUACAGACGUCAAUGACAAUCCCUUCAGUCCUCUCUCCUCUUUUGAUGGAAUUAGACAAUCUAUUUGUAAGCUGACAAACACACUGAAGUAUUUCUGCAAAGAGGACAUCAAGAAGAUCUCUAACAGAGUCACUCUCACCAACAUUGUGCCCAAGACCAGGAACGAUUUCCUACAAUAUUCCCUUCAUCUCAAUCCGGAUCAGAACACAGCACAUAAAAACCUCCGUCUGUCUGUGAAGAACAGAGUGAUUAAAUUUACUGACACUCUCACGGUCCAGCCGUAUCCUGAUCAUCCAGACAGAUUUGAUGUGUGUCCUCAGGUGUUGUGUAGAGAGAGUGUGUGGGGACGCUGUUACUGGGAGAUUGAGUGGAGUGGGUAUGUGUGUAUAUCAGUGUCAUAUAAGAGCAUCAGAAGGAAGGGAGAGGGUAAUAAGUGUGUGUUUGGAGGUAAUGAUCAGUCCUGGAGUUUGAACUGCACCCCCUCUGAUUACUCAUUCAGACACAAUAACACAGAGACUAAACUCCCUGAAAAACCCAUCAGCAGGAGAACAGCAGAGUGUGUAUGUAACAGGAGAACAGGAGAGUGUGUGUGUGACAGGAAAAUAGGAGUGUAUGUGGAUCACAGUGCAGGAAAUCUGUCCUUCUACAUUGUCUCUGACACAACGAGCCUCAUACACACAGUCCAGACCACAUUCACUCAACCACUCUAUCCUGGGUUUAGGGUAUAUUCUGGAUCAUCAGUGAAACUGUGUUGAUUGAUCAGAACAAACUCUAGAGAGAUUCAACCCAUAAUGCUUUAAGCUUUAUGAUUAAUCAAAUACUGUAAUAUCGCUAUUGAUAAUAGCGCUGAGCAAGCAGGUACGAGCGAAAAGAUGGAUAAAGCAAAAAAGCUGUCGGGGCUAAAAAUAGAAAAUGAAAGAGGAAAGAGGUAAAAGGAGAUGGCAUGUCAAUUGAUGCGCCAGCAGCUAAAUAAGUGGAUGGUAAGAAGGAUUCAAAGUGUGACUCCCACGCAUCUAGGCUAGGAGAUUCCAGCCGAUAUAUCUAAUAGGCUAUUUUUUGUAUUUGUCUUAACGGUCCAUAAAACUUGUACAUUGGCUGCCCAUUCAUUUUGUUUUGUUUUGGUGAAUUAGCAGCACUGGGUUAGUGCCGGUGCAAUGCAUUGCUCAAAAAGUCAGAGUUUUUUUUUUUUGGGUGAUAUUUUCACUAAACACGUAGAUCAGCGGCCCAUUGGUUCUUUUCUUGGUUGACACUGGGCUGGCAACUGUUGCUGCAUACCCCUCAGACACUGGGAAGUUGCACCCCUGCAGAGAAGAGAGAGGAAAUAUGAGACAUAAUGAGACUCACUGCAAACAUGUCUGGAUGAUACGAGCCAAUUCAAGACCUUCAACUAAAACUGGAUUUUAGACAUUCAAAGUUAAUAUUAAAAGACAAAGAUGCGGAAGUUAGAAGCAACAAUGAAAGAAAAACAGGAACAGCAUAUUAAAUUCAAGAGAAUCAAGACACAUAUUCAAGAGAAUGAAUCAAUCACACAGAUUGUUGAUCAAUUCACAUGUAAAUAAAGGAUCUAAUGAUUCUCAAUAGAAA